AUGGCUUUCAACCUAGUGCAAUCGCACUCCGGGGCCGAGCUGGGACCAGAGCUAUCCGAUGUCUUCACAGAUGAAGUCGGUUUUAAAGGUCUCUCCGGAGAUGCGAAUAUCCGCUUACUACCUACCCCUUGGCCCGAAAAUUCCCUUCCUUCUCCGACCUCUUCUCUCCUAGCUGUCGCUCAAAGCAAAGGAGUGGUUGUUGGUGCCGGCCCAGACACGCUUGUGAUCGCAAGCGCCGAAUCUAUCAGAAAGGCCAUCGAGGCACCAGCAGGAGAGGAUAAACUCAAAACAAAACCGUUCCAGCCACAAGCUACUAUCCCUCUCCCCGCGCGGCCUACGCAUGUGGCAUUUACCGCGAACGAUGAUGCUUUGAUCCUAGCCACGGAAAAUGGCUCCCAAUUAUCUGUUUUCAAGACCACCGAUAUCGUGCAAGGGAAUGCGCAGCCGGCUGUCUCUAUUCCUACCAACGGCGCAUCAAUUCGGGCACUUGCGCCUAACCCGGACCCCAACUCUACUUUCGUUGCUCUCGUCACUGCCAAUGGCGAGCUGCUGGUCGCCGACUUGAAAGCUGGAAACCUGGUUUCAGGCGCCAACGGCCCAAUCCUCAGGAAUGGAGUUAGCAGCGUGGCAUGGAGCAACAAAGGAAAGCAGCUGGUGGCUGGAUUGGUAGAUGGAACAGCGGACCAGAUGACCCCCGAUGGGACAAAGAAGGAUGGUAUUCCUCGUCCAUCUGAUUUGGAGGGCGAUUGCCAUGUUUCUUCUGUGUCAUGGCUCGAGAAUGAUGUUUUUUUCAUGGUCUACACCCCGAAUGCCACUGACGAUGGGACUGGACAGAACCCGCCUUCUUCUUACUACAUAAUCACGAGACGAAAGCAGGCUCCUUUUCUCAUUCAGAAACUGCCAGAGAUUUGCUCCACAGUGGGCUUUGCAAUGAACCGCUCACCGGCAUACAAUUUCACUGUACGACUGCGAGACUACAAGCCUUCUUUGAAGGACGUCUUGAUUGUAUCAUCAACUGCAUCCACCGAUGUCGGUCUUAUCACCAGAAGUGAUCAGCCACUUGCCAGUGACGAAACUUCUAAAGCCCUUGUUGGCCAAUUCAUGACCACGGAAGUUAAUGACGAUGCUAAGAGAGCUUCAGUUCCGUUGAAGGAUUCCGUCGACGAAACUUCGGUCAUCGGUCUGGCUGCGGACCUUUCUUGUCAUGAGACUGUCAUUGCACCCAUUGCGGGUGAAGACAUCUCAGAGAGCUCAACUCCUCUGCCUGGUCUUAUGCUUCUCAACAAUGACGGUAUUCUCUCAUACUGGUGGUUCAUUUACUCUGAUGCUAUUCGCCAGAAAGUGCCGUAUCCUGGUCUGGUCUCAGCUCCUCAGACAUCGAUGACAGCCUCCCAAAUCCAACCCCCAACUCCCGCCCCAGCGCCCCAGCAGCCUGCUUUUGGACAGUCUUCCUUCGGCACCCCAUCGGCUAUUGGCUCAUCUACUUUUGGUAAGCCAUCUGGCGGUGCCUCCUUCGGAAGCCCGUCUACCAUGGGAUCGUCUACCAUGGGAGCAACAGCAUUUGGGAAGCCAUCCUUUGGUAGCCCUUCUCAAAUGAAUGGGGGCUCAACUCCAGCUUUUGGCAAACCUUCCUUCGGAACGCCGUCUCAGCCUGGUGUUGGGUUUGGCUCCACGAGUACACUGGGCCAGGCACAGUUUGGCAAGCCUGGAUUCGGUGCCUCAACUGCUGCCGCGCCGUCUCCCUUUGGGCAGCCCAGUACCCCUGCUAAGUCACUCCUUGGGACCGGAACUGGCUCUACUGGGGGUGGUUUUGGUGCUUUCUCUGGUGGGGGAGGAGGUGGAUUUGGUAGCCUUGCGGCAUCCAAGCCCACUGAACCGGCCUUUGGGAAGCCUGCGGGACAGAGCGCUUUUGCCGCAGCGCCAACUCCCUCACCGUUUGGAGCUAAGCCACAAACUGACACAGCCUUCCCUCCAUCUAAUGAGGUGAAGAAUCCCUUUGGCGGCGGCACCUCUGGCUUCACACUGGGAUCUUCCUUCAAACCCGAUGGCACGGCUGCUACCGAUCUACCGAAAUCUGACAACAAGUCUUCCGGUGCCUUUUCUCUUGGUGGAUCAUUCGAUGAUAUGGUCUCAUCCGGCAAGACAAGUCCCCAGCCAGAGUCAAUGGAUGAUGUGGAGGAUGCUACUGCUGAUGCCGCAGCACCACCAGUAAAGACCGAACCGACUCCUAUGUUCGGUAAGCCGACUUCCCAAAGUACCUCUAUGUUUGGGAAGCCGACUGCCACCACAUCGCCAUUUGGACAGCCGAAGCCUGCUGCAGAAUCGUCAUUUGGAAAGCCAACGCCUCCUACAGAAUCGCCAUUUGGAAAGCCAAAGCCUGCUGCAGAAUCGCCAUUUGGAAAGCCGACGCCUGCCCAAACAUCACCAUUUGGAAAGCCGACACCUGCCACUAACAACCCGUUUGGAAAGCCGGCUGCUACAACAUCGCCAUUUGGAAAGCCGACAACCACCACCACAUCCAUAUUUGGAAAGCCUGCGACUGAGCCCACACCCAAGGUCCCCAGCCCCAUCGAGACGACAAAAUCUGGGUUUUCCAUGUUUGGGAAUAAUACGGCUACUCAGAACACCAACCAGUCCCCGGCUCAAAAUCAACUUACAAGCCCUCUGUCGGCGCCUUCGGACAAGACGGCGACACCGAAGAGAGAGCAGUCCGUCUCAACGCCUACCUUUGAUACACCAUUGCCCCCCGAUGCUACCAGCAGGGACAGCUACGCACCUGGUGACACAUCGGCAUCCUCUAAUGUGUCUAAAAGCUCUAUUGAGGAUGCUCCCCUUCCGCCUGACUUUACUGGUCUAAACAAAUCUGCCCCGAAAGACGAUGACGCACCGCUUCCACCAGACUUCUUAUCACAAAAGAAGCCUUCUGUCAAGGCUGAGGAAGCUCCUCUUCCUCCGGAUUUCUUAUCCAAGCCUAAAAAGACUGAGGAUGCCCCUCUUCCACCAGAUUUCCUGUCGCAGAAUAAGUCUCUUAUCAAAGCUGAGGAUGCCCCUCUUCCUCCAGAUUUCUUGAGCAAGCCUAAAAAAGCCGAGGAUAAGCCAGCUGUUCCCGAAGACUCUCCCUUGCCCCCGGAUUUCGUUACAUCAAGGCCUAAAUCUGCCCCCUCGGAGGAGGCUGUGCCUGUUCCCGAUGAGUCGGAUGCUGAGUCGGAUGUUGAGUCGGAGGAAGAUGCGGAGGAAGAUGCAGAGGAAGAUGCAGACGAAUCCGACUUUUCUGACAGUGGCGAGGAGAUUACGCAUGACGAGACAGAACUUCCAAGCCCCAAACCCUCGGCACAGGGUUCUUUCGCCGGAUUUUCUGACAAGAGCUCAUCUGGUGGCCUUUUCGGAGGAUUUUCAAAGCCGAAGCAAGGACAAGCCCCAAGCACCCUAUUUGGUGAAAUUACCAAGCAACCUCAUCUUCCGCCCCCUGGGCGCGCAGCUCAAAGUGCCCGCGAGCCUUUUAGGUCACCAAGUCCUACUCGUUCCAAGCCGCAGAAGAGCACCCUGUUCAAAAACCGUUCUGAGAAGCCAGUUGGAAGCGCCUUACAUGCCCGUAAGGCUUCUUUGACCCAAUUUGCCCAACAGCGUGGCGAACAGUUGAGGAAGGCCAGCGAUACUGCUCAAGAGGAACAGCUUCGCGCUCAACAGGCCGUGAAACAACGCCAGGAACAGGAAGAAGCUCUGUCUCUCUCUGAAGAUGACGAGGAUGAGAGACUGCGUGCAGAUCUUUCUCGGCCAAUUGAACCUGUAGCUACACUUGACCCAUUCCUACCUCACCAGAACUACAUGGGUGAGACGGCCAAGCCAGGCAUUCCAGGCAUGAUCGAACGACUGUACCGCGACAUCAACUCCAUGGUUGAUACAUUGGGUAUCAACUCUCGUUCAAUGGAAUCAUAUCUCCUGUAUCAGCAAAGGUCUCAGACCUCCGGCGUUGAGAAGUUAGUGGAUGUUCUACAAAGUGAGCAACCUGCCAAUGUCCUUGAUGAAAAGCUGUUGUUGCAAGACAUCAGCAAGCUUGAUGAGGUGGUUGCCGCUCUUGUCCGUUCUCUCAGUGAGCAGCGUGUGCAAGGGGUAGAGGAGAAGCUCAACCAAUGUCGCGAGCUGCUGACCAAGGACAUUGUGACUCUUCGUGGUCAAUGCGCCAGCAUUCGCAAGACGCUGGAUGCGCACACAGACACUGGUGCCAUCCUCGCUGCGCCUCUGUCUGCCGAACACGCCGCUCUGCAGCACGAUCUUCGGACAACGUUUACAGAUAUCCAGAGCAAGAUGGCGGAUCUGGAGCAGGGCGUCUCCUUGUUGAGAGCUAAGAUUGCUGACGUUCCUCGCGCCGAGAGCGACUCGCGGCAAUCGAAGCGACCAACAGUGGAAGCUGUCACUAAGACAAUCGCUACGAUGAUGAGUAUGGCCGAGAACAAGAGCAGUGACAUCGAUGUCCUGGAAGCACAGAUGCGAAAGCUCGGUAUCGACAUGACGAACACGAUUCCUAGCAGCCGCGAGGGAUCACCCUUCACUACCCCCCGCAAGAACGUCAGUCGUUUCCCCACCACACCUGGCUCGCGUGGCUCGAUCGACAACAGUGCCUACCACACCCCUGAGUCUGCUUCUCACGGCGUUAGCUUCCGGGCCAGUAUCAAUGGCUCUGCCAGACACAGCCGCCUUCGCAGUGUUGAAAGCUUUGCGCCUGUGGUUGCCCAAGAAGAGAGUGCUCGCUGGAAGGUCAAGACACAACGGCGGCAACAUCUUGUUGGCAACCUGAAGGCGGCCAUUGAAAAGAAAGAGAUCAAGGUUCGAGGCGUGGACGAGUUUUAG
This is a messenger RNA of Penicillium pulvis, 4848 nucleotides long. RefSeq names its product FG-nucleoporin NUP159. The transcript is spliced from 3 exons. Gene Ontology annotation, cellular component: nuclear pore. Bases 1 to 4848 code for a protein of 1615 amino acids. The record is from RefSeq and is a predicted model, not a curated record. Lineage: Eukaryota; Fungi; Ascomycota; Eurotiomycetes; Eurotiales; Aspergillaceae. Gene Ontology annotation, molecular function: protein binding; structural constituent of nuclear pore. Gene Ontology annotation, biological process: RNA export from nucleus; protein import into nucleus.